UUAUUUUACACGUUCAUUCUAGGAAUGCAAUCAUUCUAAGAGCCGUGAGGUCUAGAAUCCGCACGAGCUUUCGGAAUGGCGUCGUCCCUCGCUGCGCAGCUCGCGCAGAUCGCAGCAACAUCAACCCAUCAGCUCGACCUUAAAGCGCAGAGAGCAGCGCAUUCUCAGUCUCUGAUAUUCGAGAAGAAAAUUGCCGGCUCCCAAGAUUUUGAUACGAUCUUUCAAGUAUGCCACGAAGGGUUUCAAGAGUUAUGCUCUCUGGAUUCACGGUUUCUCUCGUUCAGACGAAACAUUUUCAGCGAUCAGAGCAAAACGGAGGACCGUGGGCAAAUGACCACGAGCCAGAAUAAAGAGCUGGACAGUGUGCUGGAGGACUUCCUCUCCCUAGUUGGUGCCCGCCUAUUGUUGACACCAGCGGUCAAAGCUGUUGACUGGCUUAUUCGACGGUUUCGAGUGCACGAGUAUAAUACGUCUUUCCUUCUCCUCACAUUCCUUCCAUAUCAUACCACUCCGCUAUUCUUAAACUUCCUAUCCAUUUUACCCGAGGACCUCACUCAGACUUUCAAGGUCUUUCUUCCUUAUAAAAGAAGUAUGACCCUCCCACCCCGGCAAGUGAUUGUCCAGAGUGCUUCAACAAACAAGUCAUUCUUCUCGGCUUUGAACAAUUAUGUUUUACAAGUCAGCAAGUCCCAGGCCCAUUACCAAGGACUCGUUUCAUUCUGGGCUGGGAUCACUACGGAGGCACUCGCAAACAUGCUGGAUUCAGCUAAGUCUGGCAGGAUGGAAAUCGAGACAAGGAACAAAGAAGAUGUGUUGAUACGGAUUUUACCAGUAUUGAACGAUGCCUUUAUGCUGAGAAAGGCACCUCAGCUUGUCGUUGGCUGUUACAUGUUGUGUGUUGUUCUCGCAAACAAGGCAUCCCUCGAAGAUCACGUUCUUGACAAUUUGAUGGAGGCAGUGACAGGUUCUUGGACGCAAACAAAUUUUGUUUCAGGUAUUACCUGCUUGUCUGUGCUAUCUCAACAGAAACAUGAGAAAUCACUACCAUCAAAAGUCGUUAAAGCGGUCCUUAGGCUGGACAAUGUUAUCGAGGUUUUCGAAGAACUUAGUGGCCGGUACGCGGUGACAGGCUUGAUCAUUGGUUUAAUAAGAAGCUGUGUUCAGGAGAAUGGGAAGCGAUCUGACCCGGCUCGUAUUCCGUUCGUUGGUCAAUUAAUACAACGCGCCAUCCUCAGCGACAGCGAAACCAUCGAAGCUUUAACCAUUUUGCUGCAGGCAUUUAGCGACUUGCAACGACAAGGUCUCGUGGCGGACGGAAUGGGAAAGCAACUGUCCGACCUACUUUUGCAGUUUAACGAAUCAGACACACUCGCACCAUUGCUCCGCAAGGCCAUAGAGAAUGCGGGCGUUGACAUCACCCAACUGGAAAUGACCUUGGAAACUGUCCUUCAAGCAGACAUUAUGCCUAUGGAAAUCGAAGAUGCGGACCUGUUAGAUUUUAUCAGCAGCUCUCAGACCCAAGACGCGUUCGCAGUCGCAUUGGAACCUCUAUCCCAGGCAGCGAUAACGGAGUCAUCUUUCCUAGCACCCGGUUCGUCCCUACUAUUCGACCAAUUAGCUGAGGCUUUUAUCCACGGAGCUUCUACGAAGGACAGGGUGUCGAGAUUCAUUAAAUUGCCGGUUUUAAGGCCGGAUAAGCCUUUGGACGACCCUCUUUACUUAUCCUUCUUUAUCCGAUUUUUUUCUGGCCCAUACCCUGUGACAGCGAGGACGGUUGCUAUUAGUAUUGUGUCAUCUUGCAUCACUGCUAUGGCUGAUAAAAGCGCUGAUAUGCAAGGAAUCCUUCCAUAUAUAAUUUCUGCUCUUGCGGAUCCCUCAGAGAGGGUCCGGAGAGAGGCUGCGGCUCUCCUGAGCUUGAUUGACCGCCUUGCCUCAAAAUGCAAGGACAACGAUGAUUCUAAUGCUCAAAUUUGGGGUCGCGGGUGCCUUUAUGGUCAAAACGAACGGUCAGAAUCCGUUCAAUUUUUACCAAUGAAGGAUAUUUACAAGAUUAUUCACCAUGCUUUGAUGCCUGCGUUAGAGGAAUAUGUCCUGGAUCCAGAUCAGGUUGGCCGAACGUUGACUCAAGUAAUUCGAGGACCCCGAUCUCAGGAUGAUUCUGACCGGACUCGCUCGGAAUCUACCGGAGUAGAAUUCAAAAAACCUCUUCGUCGUGAUCUCUUCUUGUUUCUCUGCUCCCAUGCGUCUAAAACAGCACUCUAUACUGUCAAGUUACGGCUGCUAAAGUUCCUCAAUAAGGUCGGGAAAAUCGGCUCCUUAAAUUGCACUGAAGCUCUCCGACAGGUUUUUGAUCAGUGGCGACUCUUGAGCUUAGAACACCUUCAGCGUAUUGAAGACGGCGAACGAAUAUCCACAAAUGAGCUCGAGGACCAAGUUCUAUCAAUCAUUUAUCCCAAGGACAUGGACGCUGUUGACCUUUUAUUCUCAUCUUUAACUUCUAACUCGAGGUCUAAUCGAGAAUCUUUCUUAACAGCAGGUUUCAACCGUCUAAAGGAAGUCUGGCCAUCGCUCGAAGAAACCCAUGAGUUGUCCCUCGCGAAUAGAUUGCUCCAGAUUUCUUUGAGCUUGGAGAAUGGGAAGUUGGCGGGCGCCGCAAAAGGCCUUCUCCGAUCGGUGGAUCUAUCCGGCCCUGUUAUCCUUGAGUUCCUCAAUAAGAUUUCUGCUUCUGUACCAGAUCUAGGGUCUCGUGGUCCUCCCUCAAAGAAAAGACGAACCAGCCAGAAUAACAUGGUACCGAUGAGCUCUAUGGAUAAAGAAACCGACUCGGUCCUGCAAAAGAUGACUUUUAUUCUGGAGCUCAUUGACAGUUCCCACUCGGAAAAUCACCCUGAACUUAUUUCUGGGCUUUUCCAAACGCUGACCAUUAUCCACCAUCUGAAAUUGCAAACGAGAUCAGAGAUGAGUUACCUCCUGAGUCUCAAUCUUGGAAUCCUGUUAAGUAUUGUCAAUAAGUGGAAAGGAAUGCCCACGCGGAAGAUCAAUACUUCGUCUAUUAGGGCGGAUUUAAUAAUAGAUUGCGUGCGAACAUCGGAAAGCCCGCAGGUACAAAACACUGCACUUCUCCUGGUUGCGGGACUCGCAACGGUUGCGCCGGAGCUUGUCUUGCAUAGCGUGAUGCCGAUUUUUACCUUCAUGGGCUCCAGUGUCCUAAGAAAAGACGAUGAGUACUCGGCUCUAGUGAUAGAUCAAACUAUCGACCAAGUGGUACCUCCUUUGGUCCAAUCCUUGAGAAACCAGAAGAGAGAUGUCGUCUCAGGUACAUCCGAGCUGCUUCUUUCCUUUACAACCGCCUUUGAACAUAUCCCGUCGUAUCGCCGACUCAGGCUCUUUGAAGCUCUCAUCACGAAAUUGGGCCCUGAAGAUUUCUUGUUCGCGGUAUUUGCUAUGUUUGCGAAUCGAUAUUCCAUGGAUAAGGACGUUCUGGCGACAAUGACCGCCCUCGCAUCCGAUUGCAAUGCCGAAUUACAGCUCAUUACAUAUGCAAGAUACCUCAAUUUGGUUAAGGAUACAUUGCAACCGAAGCCAACGCUUGCGAAGACUCUUCUGGGUGUGGGCAGCGAAGAUGGAAGGGACCCGCAGAAAAUUGCGGUGGACUUACUGCAAGCUCUUUCGCAUCUUCUUAAAUUUACAUCUUUACGAACCAAGAUGAGUGAAUGCUUCGAUUCUGGAACCGAGCAACAGGUUGAUAAAGCCCACGGACUCUUCUCGACUAUAUUGGAGCAAACACUCGCCCUGUCCGAAUCUGUCCGUACAGUCAAGCCUGUAAACAGCGCUUGUGGUGAAACCCUGGGUACAUUGCUGGGAACAUUGUCCUUAGUCGAUUUCGUCGAUACCAUUGAGGUUCUACUUCAGCGGCCAAGUGACGAUCUUCGGCGAAAAGUGAUCAAGCUCCUUGAAAACCGCCUCGAUUCGAGCAAUGACAGAGACAAGGCAUCGCAAGCACGGGUUCUAUCUUUCUUAACUGUUCUGAUUAAUAUCCUUGAGACAUCUCCCGACAUCCUGCUGAAGCAUGCUGCCGUUGCGUGCAUCGAAAAGAUCGGAGAGAAGUAUGGCAAGAAGGACCCCUCGCAGGUUCUUGCGGCAGCCAAGGUUAUCUCGGGCGAGCAUUGCCUUGGACAACCCGACAGACGUAUCAGGGUGAUGGGAUUGCUCUGUCUUGCAUCGAUGUCGGAGAUUCUUGGGGAAGGGAUCAUUCCUACUCUCCCCGAAGCCCUUCCUCGAGCAAUUGAUCUAUUACGAGACACACUUGCGGCAUCAGACGACGAUUCUCAGCUCCAUGAUGCUGUCUAUUCUCUGAUUUCGGCCCUUCUCAUUCAUGUUCCCUGGAUGAUUUCUGGCGAAUAUCUAGACAACAUUCUGCAACUGUCAUUCAUAUCCUCAAACACAGACUUGGCGGAAGGUUCCGAUGAAAAUCGUCUGGAAGCAUUACAGCUGCUCGCGAAGAGAGUGGAUGUCAAAGAGGCUUUUGCUGGCGUUGAGCGGAAUUGGGAUUCGGCUGUAACGCAGGGUUCAAGGGCCGUUCAGGAAGCUCUUGAUGUUGUGAGAACCGCCAUUGAGAAACAUGCAAAGUCUGCUACAGUUAAGAAUGUUUCUGUUUUGAUGAAGUUGUUGUGCAAGGCAUUCGAUUUACGCCGACUUCAGCUUUCUCCAUUAAAUGAUGGUGGCUUUGAUGAAGCUGAAGUUGACGAAAUUGAGUCUCGGGCCAAUGAUGUCGCUGUAAGGAUGAUUUACAAGUUGAACGACACCGUCUUCCGUCCGCUGUUUAUUGAUCUCACGGCGUGGGCUGUUAGCGGACUGGGAAAGAAGGAUACUACAGGGCGCGUAGCGCGGUUAACCACUUUCUACAGAUUUUUGGAGAGCUUCUUCGGGACCCUCAAGUCUAUUGUCACUGGUUACUCAAGUUAUAUCAUUGAGAGUGCGGUGGAAGUGCUCAAGUUUUCACGGUGUAACGAUAAAGCCACAAAAACAUUAUGGCUGGCCGUGCUACGCAUGCUUCGUAAUUCAUUUGGACACGAUCAAGAUGAAUUUUGGCAAUCACCGACUCAUCUGGCAUCCAUUUCAGAGCCUCUAAUCAAGCAGCUCUCGAUGGCCACAAAUUCCCCAACCCUUGAUCUCGUGGCUGCCGAAGCAAUUCCUACCAUUGUCGAACUUGCUGUGGCAGCUGACUCCCCAGAUAACCAUAAAGAGCUAAACACGGUGAUCAUGAAGUUUAUGCGUGCAGGGCAUGGCAACGCCCGUGGGGCGGACAAUCCAUACACGCGUCUAGCUGCAGUCAAAUGCGAGCAGCAACUGACAGAGCGUUUAGGAGAGGAGUGGCUUGCGUUACUACCCGAGAUGUUGCCGUAUAUCAGUGAACUGUUGGAGGAUGAUGAUGAAAAUGUGGAGCGAGAGGUGCGGAGAUGGGUGUUGUCGAUUGAGGACAUAUUGGGAGAGAAACUGGACGAUAUGUUGACGUAGAGAUACAUGUGAGUACGGUACAUACACUUUUGGUGAACUUUGGAGUUUUGGAGAAUGUGUAUGUUUCUGGGUACUGUCGAUGAAACUGGAUUCACAUAUAGGUCGCUGAGCAUUUAACACUGGGGAAAAAUCCAAAAAUUUAUAUUAAUAUGAAACUAUUACAAUGUUACUAUGUCAUCGAAUAAUCAUAUUAAUCGAAAUACGACUGGCCUUUCCAACAAGAGCGCAGUCAGCAAGACUUAUAUGGGUAUAAAUACAUCUUAGAUCGGAGGAGGACUCAAAUCGAGUCCUUCAACAGUCAACUUGAACGCAUCGUUGCGCGAAUAGCUCCCAGCAACAUCCAAAUCUAAUCUUCCCCUUACACAAUCCUCGAAAUCAGCCUCAGAUAUCUGCAAUCCCCCUUCAUCAUCAUCAUCGACGUUCCAAACCGGACCGGCGAGAACUUUCCCCAUCGGGCUUAUGAUGCAGGACCCACCGCCCGUGAGGAUAGGAUCGGAAUCGCUGCUGUCCUUCUGGGCGCUAUCGUCACCUUUUACCCAGCCGGGUAGCUGGCUCUUCCUAACGCAUUGGUUGCAAGUUAAGACAACUGCUCUCCCUUCAAAUGCUACUGUCUGCAUGAGCGGGAGCCAUGUAUCGCGACCGUCGGCGGUUGGGGCAAGAUAUAAAUUGACAUUUUGCUGGUAGAGACUUUGGCGGAGUAAGGGCAUGUAGUUCUCCCAACAGAUUGCAGCCGCGAGGGUCAGCUUGACGCCAUCGACUUCGGUGGUUACGGCUUUUAAGGUCGAAGCUGAUCCCUGGGCCCAGACGAGACGCUCCGUGCCGGU
Molecule: messenger RNA, 6341 nt
Organism: Coccidioides immitis RS
Lineage: Eukaryota; Fungi; Ascomycota; Eurotiomycetes; Onygenales; Onygenaceae
Product: U3 small nucleolar RNA-associated protein 10
Exons: 7
Coding region: 76-5517 (1813 amino acids)
Biological process (GO): positive regulation of transcription by RNA polymerase I; maturation of SSU-rRNA from tricistronic rRNA transcript (SSU-rRNA, 5.8S rRNA, LSU-rRNA)
Cellular component (GO): 90S preribosome; t-UTP complex; small-subunit processome
Molecular function (GO): snoRNA binding
Source: RefSeq, a predicted model, not a curated record